ACGGCUCUUCUUUUUCUACUUUAUUAUUCAUACAAUUUGAUUGGUGCGCAUAUUUACUCUCACAAAAUGUACACCAACACAGGCCGCCAAUAUCCGCUUGGCACGCCAGCAAUGGUAGUCGGCGUUCUCGCUUUACAGGGUUCUUUUAACGAACACAUUGCAGCUCUUAGAAAGCUAGGAGCGAAGGGGGUGGAAAUUAGGAAGCCAGAGCAGCUUCAGAAUGUGAGCUCUCUUAUCAUUCCCGGUGGUGAAAGUACCACCAUGGCCAAACUCGCCGAGUACCACAACCUGUUUCCUGCCUUGCACGAGUUUGUUAAAAUGGGAAAACCUGUUUGGGGAACCUGCGCAGGUCUUAUCUUCUUGGCAAAUAAAGCUGUUGGACAGAAGAUAGGAGGACAAGGUCUAAUUGGGGGGCUUGAUUGCACUGUUCAUAGAAAUUUCUUUGGCAGUCAGAUUCAGAGCUUUGAGGCUGAGCUGUUAGUGCCAGAGCUUUCUUCUAAGGAAGGUGGUCCUGAGACAUUUCGUGGAGUUUUCAUUCGUGCUCCUGCAAUCCUUGAAGUGGGACCAGAGGUUGAAGUGCUGGUUGAUUAUCCUGUACCAUCUAACAAGGUGUUAUAUUCAAGUUCUACCGUUGAAAUUCAAGAGGAGAAUGCUAUGGCUGAAAUGAAAGUGAUUGUUGCUGUAAAACAAGGGAAUCUACUAGCAACUGCUUUCCAUCCUGAAUUGACAGCUGAUACUCGAUGGCAUAGUUACUUCUUGAAGAUGGGGAGUGAGCAUGGAGAAGUGUCCUCUAGUAGCAUUGUUGCAGUUGGAGGAGAGUGCCUGAGUUCCAACCUUCAAUCAAAAACUGAUCUUCCUAUAUUUCUAUAGUGGCAGUGAGAUAACUAUGAAGUUUCUAUGUUACAUGUUUUAAAAUCCUUUCCAUUUAUAGUUAGCUUUUAUAUUUACGAUCUCAAAAUCUUAUAAAAUAGUAGUCCCCAUGUAGCAAACAUUCUUCUUAUGCUGUUUUUAAAGAUGGAUAUUUGGUUCUGCAUCUUGUAUGACUUAUACAUUGUUCUAUAAUUGUAUUCUAAAAAGAUAAGGCAGUUAGUUUGUCAA
This is a messenger RNA of Mangifera indica (mango), 1098 nucleotides long. RefSeq names its product probable pyridoxal 5'-phosphate synthase subunit PDX2. The coding region runs from base 67 to 870 and encodes 267 amino acids. The record is from RefSeq and is a predicted model, not a curated record. Gene Ontology annotation, biological process: pyridoxal 5'-phosphate biosynthetic process; pyridoxine metabolic process. Lineage: Eukaryota; Viridiplantae; Streptophyta; Magnoliopsida; Sapindales; Anacardiaceae. Gene Ontology annotation, molecular function: glutaminase activity. The transcript is spliced from 7 exons. Gene Ontology annotation, cellular component: glutaminase complex; cytosol.